AUGGCGACUGGUGAAGGACUUGACGUGCUAGAGGUUUGCGCGGCCGACGCGAAGCGCGUUGCCAUUGUCUUCAGAAAACUGUGCAAUAGCCGCGACGACUGUAAUUUCACAAUACAGCCGGUCAACUCUAAUAAGUCUUUCAUAAAGAUUUUCCACCGCGACGCAGGUGCUCGGACUGCGUUCGCAGAACGGAUCCUCAACUUCCUCCGGGAAUUCAACAACCUCGGGUCGGGGAAGGCCGAACCGAACAUGUCCAAAGAUCAUACAUUUCACCCAUAUAUCGAUGAUUCGAGCAUGCGAGUCACGAGAGAACCCAUUGGCUCGAUCUACUCCCCGGGGCUGAGGCGCGACGAUGUUCCCGAGAAAGGAGGGGAAACGAAACGAGUCUUGAACGGCGGGAAUAGUGCCGACGUGUGGAGUCUUUCAGGAUCUUCGGAAGGGGAUAAUUUGAUCCGCAAAGAGGAUAAUCCGAACGGUGUCGUAGCAACCCUGCUCCCCGGAGGGGAGACAUCCAUCCGGAGCCAAGCAGUGUCGCUUGGGAACGUAGAUCCCUCUUCCCAAAGCUUUGGAUUCUCAAACCACGGAAAGCAGACACCGAGACAGAGCGGAGAGAUCCCACUCCAGAGCGAGGAGAAUUCAUUCCAGGGCUCGAAGUCCUCAAACCAGGGCGCAGACACGUCAAUCGAAGAAGAUUGCCACGCUCCCGGAACAGGGGGGACCUUUGCCCACGAAGCAGAAACCAUCUCUAUCGACGGGGAGGCCUUAGUCCGGGAGUUGGGAACUUCGAUCUUUGGGGAAAGGUCCGCGCUCCAAGAAGGGGAGACCUUGCCUCAGGAAGGACCCGGCUCUACUCAGGAUGAGCAGACCUCAUCUCGGGAACGAGACCCCUCAUUCGACGAAGAAGACGUCUCACCCCAGGGGGCAGAUAUCUCACCCAACGAAGCGGAAACUUCACUCCAGGAGGGAGAGUCCUCACCGGAGGAGUGCGGAGAUCUCACUCGGGAGAGGGUUCUCGAAGGAGCCGCGGCACGGAGUUCUCCUCAUGUCUCUGAACACUCGUUCACGUCAGACGUGUUUGAAUGUGCUAUACUCAAGGAGAACAUCGAAGAACCGGAGAAGCCUUUCAAAGAUAUAAUGCUGUUGCGACCAUACGCUGCUCAAUUUCUGCAUCGAGAAAAUGUGACGAGAGGAACGGCUCUCCAAAACGCUGUGUGGCCUCAUCUCUUCGCGGGAAAGUCGAUGGCUAUAAUCGGUCCCCGUGGUUACGGUAAAACCUUCGCGUAUUUGCCUGUCGCCUUGAGCAUGUGUCUCAAGAACGUAGCCGUCGUUCUCACGGCCACCGACGGCCGUCUCGCGAAGUUGGUGACGGCGGUCAGCUACCACCACCUUUCGAUAGAAAUCUCGCGUCCACCGUCGAAAAUUCGAAACGCAUCGAAACAACUUCUGAUCUGCAGCUUGUGUUGGUUCUGGAGAAAUCGAAAGGAUUUCACUCCCUCCGUAGUGAUCUUCGAUCGACUGGACCGCAUGGUGGAAAGCUCUCUCGACGUAACGUGCCUAGAGUUGGCGGACAGUUUGAGCAACGUACCCUUGAUAGCGACCGCCAGAAGAGUUACCACCCAGGUCGAGCAGACGUUAGAGCUAAUGAACAUAACCUCGUCUGCCAUGGUGCCCUGCGAACGUAUCCCACGCCGCUGCCAGGAAUACUUGGUUUCGAUCGAUGAUGUACCGGAUCGAGUCCGGUACUCGGCCCUGCUAUCUACCUUAAGGCAAGAGAGCCGGGACGCGGUGAUUUUGAUAUUUUUCCACGAUGAAGCCGAAACCAACUCGAUGUACGACAAACUUGACGAUGAAGCUCACAGAGGCACCUUGCCGUUUAGCAGCUUCAACAAUCUGCAAGAAAAACUCGAGGACGAGCAAAUGAUGCUCAGAACUCAUCUUAACGACGGAAUUCCUGGAGUUUACCUGGCAUGCUUACAAGAUCACCGAUGGUUGUACACAACUAAUAGUGUCCACACCGUGAUCAACUACCGCCCCCCUGAUUGUGCUCAAGCGUAUCGGUACCGUAGAGAACGUCUUCGUCUCGACGGGAAGGUACUCACCAUCACUCGCGGAGUCGACCUGAACCAUUUUCCCGAGGAACUCUUCCAUAUUAUGUCGGGCUUGACCGGGUACGACGCUGUGACACCAUGCGUUGAAAACCUCCGGGUCGCAUUCGAGAAAGAGAGCGAGUUGAGAAAUCGCCUACGUUUCGUCCUACUUAGUUAACUAUUAUUGAGCGUGAUGUCAAUUUGUGCGCAUCACGGUUUCAUUCAAAUGUAUUGGUCAUGUAAUCAG
Galendromus occidentalis (western predatory mite) is the source of this 2334-nucleotide messenger RNA. RefSeq lists its product as uncharacterized. The transcript has 6 exons. The coding region runs from base 1 to 2265 and encodes 754 amino acids. Lineage: Eukaryota; Metazoa; Arthropoda; Arachnida; Mesostigmata; Phytoseiidae. The record is from RefSeq and is a predicted model, not a curated record.